Chrysochloris asiatica (Cape golden mole) is the source of this 647-nucleotide messenger RNA. Its product is annotated as myomegalin-like. The record is from RefSeq and is a predicted model, not a curated record. The transcript has 4 exons. Gene Ontology annotation, cellular component: microtubule organizing center. Lineage: Eukaryota; Metazoa; Chordata; Mammalia; Afrosoricida; Chrysochloridae. Bases 126 to 647 code for a protein of 173 amino acids.
AGGCCUCCACGUCCCCGAAGCCUCAGCAGCGUCCGGGCAGACUCCCUUCAUGCCGUGGUGCAGCGGCACUAUGUUCCUGGGGUGAGGGAGCCACUGGGUAUGCUCCUCCCCAUGGGUUGCCCAUCAUGUCUAAUGGAUAUCGCACUCUGUCCCAGCACCUCAAUGACCUGAAGAAGGAGAACUUCAGUCUCAAGCUGCGCAUCUACUUCCUAGAGGAGCGUAUGCAGCAGAAGUAUGAGACCAGCAGGGAGGAUGUCUACAAGCGGAACAUUGAACUGAAGGUUGAAGUAGAGAGCCUGAAACGAGAACUCCAGGACAAGAAACAAGAUCUGAAUAAAACAUGGGCUGAUGUGGAGAAUCUAAACAGCCAUAAUGAAGCUGAGCUCCGGCGCCAGUUUGAGGAGAGGCAACAGGAGACAGAGCAUGUUUACCAGCUCUUAGAGAAUAAGAUCCAACUUCUGCAGGAGGAAUCCAGGCUAGCUAAGGAUGAAGCUGCACGAAUGGCAGCUCUGGUGGAAGCAGAGAAAGAGUGUAACCUGGAGCUCUCAGAGAAACUUAAGGAUGUCACCAAGGACAGGGAAGAUGUGCCCGGAGACCAGGUCAAGCACAGCCAAUACACUGAGGCCCUGGCGGAGAAGGACAAGUAA